AUGGAGAACGAGGAACUCUUUGCGGGCGAAUCUGCUCGGGAUGUGCAACAAGCCACUGAGAAUUUGGUUCAAGAGUCACGUCGCACUGCAGAAGGCACGAUCUUGCACGUGCACAAUGAGCCGCUCUUAGUCAAUAAUGACUCGGAUGAUGAAUGGCCGGAGGAAGUACAACAGCUUCGCGACAUAGACACCCGACCGCGAUGGAGAAGGCCGAGUAUUUACUGGUUACUACCAUUUGCACUGGCAUACACCGUUGGCUUUGGCGGCUUGGCGGUGCCUAAGAUUACUCUCAUGAGAGAUCUAGUAUGCCGCGAUUAUUUCUUUGAAAAGAGUAUUGGCGAUCCUACCUUCACCUAUCUCCCGGUAGUAUUCUCCGAAGACAACCCCCAGUGUCGAGUUCCCGAGGUUCAAGCCAAGGUUGCCCAGCUCCAGUUGUACAUAAACCUCAUUUCUGGCCUUGUUGCAGCACUGAUUAGUCCCUGGCUCGGUCGCUUAUCGGAUGCAUAUGGCCGAACCAAACUAAUCGCUGUGUGUGGAUUUUGCGCUGCAUGCAGUGAACUAAUCACUUGUUUCCUGGGAACAUGGCCCGACACUCUCUCCAGCAACCUUUUCCUCUUGGGUGCUUUGGUGGACGGGCUAGGUGGCUCUAUCACCGGUGCGCAGGUGUUGCUUCACUCUUAUGCAACUGAUUGUACGCCCCCUGAUCGACGGAGCGUCGCAUUUGGAUUAUUCCACGGCGCGCUUUUCUUGGGCGUGGCAGCUGGCCCAAGCGGUGCAGCGUAUAUCAUUCACAAGACUGGUAACGAGUUGAUUGUGUUCUACACGGGCUUCUUACUCCACAUAUUCUUUGUCCUGUCUGUACUUUUCAUCGUCCCCGAGUCAUUAUCCACAGAGCUUCAGCUUGUCGCUCGUGCUAAGCACCGCGCGAAGCCGACAUAUGAUGAACCAAAAUGGUACUCUUGGAAAGCUCUCAACCCGAUGAAAAUCCUGGCCCCUCUCAAGAUUCUUUUGCCCCCAACCGGACGUCCGAGUGUCCUUUUUCCAAACCAAAAAGGAGCCAGUCCAGCUCUGCGCCGCAACAUCAUCACGCUGGCCGUGAUGGACAUGGCUUUGUUCGGCGUCGCCAUGGGCACGGUACAGGUCAUCAUCAUUUACGCCGAGUACAUGUUCAAUUGGGGAAAUGUGGAAAUGAGUUUGUUUGUCGCGAUAGUCAAUGGUGUGCGUACCGUCAAUCUAUUCGUGUUCUUGCCCCUCAUCUCCUGGCUUUUCCGCACACCGACCGAGGAUGACGGCACAAUUCGUGGGUGCGAUACGCUGGACGUUAUGCUCAUUCGUAUAUCCGUUCUUUUUGAUGUUGUUGGAUACAUUGGAUAUGCCAUAUCGAAGACAGGGACUGCUUGGCUGGUCUCAGGUACCAUCGCCUGUCUUGGUGGAAUGGGCCCGCCGACAAUGCAAUCUGCACUGACCAAGCAUGUGCCGAAUGAUCGUGUUGGUCAGUUGCUUGGUGCAACAGGCGUUUUGCAUGCUCUUGCUCGGGUGGUUGCACCCACGAUAUUCAAUUUGAUUUAUAGUUUGACGGUUAGGUCAUAUCCCCAGACAGUCUUCAUAAUUCUUGCAUCUGUCUUUGGGGCCACGGCUUUCUUGAGCUUCUUCCUUCGACCAAAUGUGAGCCUUGAUGAUGUGCCUGCGCUUGAUAUAACGGUCGAGGCAAACGAGGAUGGGGAGAACGAGGAAGAUCAAUUGCUUCUGAGAUAA
Messenger RNA from Penicillium verhagenii, 1755 nucleotides. RefSeq names its product putative tetracycline-efflux transporter. NCBI's taxonomy places the organism in Eukaryota, Fungi, Ascomycota, Eurotiomycetes, Eurotiales, Aspergillaceae. Gene Ontology annotation, biological process: transmembrane transport. The record is from RefSeq and is a predicted model, not a curated record. The transcript has 3 exons. Gene Ontology annotation, cellular component: membrane. The coding region runs from base 1 to 1755 and encodes 584 amino acids. Gene Ontology annotation, molecular function: transmembrane transporter activity.